Molecule: messenger RNA, 3240 nt
Organism: Lasiosphaeria miniovina
Lineage: Eukaryota; Fungi; Ascomycota; Sordariomycetes; Sordariales; Lasiosphaeriaceae
Product: tRNA synthetases class I-domain-containing protein
Exons: 4
Coding region: 1-3240 (1079 amino acids)
Biological process (GO): isoleucyl-tRNA aminoacylation
Molecular function (GO): tRNA binding; isoleucine-tRNA ligase activity; ATP binding
Source: RefSeq, a predicted model, not a curated record
AUGUCGAUUGACUUUCCCAAGGAGGAGGAGGCCACCAUCGAGAGGUGGCGGGAGAUCAAGGCCUUUGAGCGUCAGCUCGAGCUCUCUGAAGGAAACCCGCUCUACACCUUUUACGAUGGCCCGCCGUUCGCGACUGGUCUGCCCCAUUAUGGCCAUCUCCUCGCCUCGACCAUCAAGGACAUCAUCCCGAGGUACUGGUCCAUGAAGGGUUUCCAUGUGGAGCGGCGCUUUGGAUGGGACACCCAUGGCCUUCCUAUCGAACACGAAAUCGACAAGAAGCUGGGCAUCUCUGGCAAGGCUGCCGUCAUGGAACUGGGCCUGGCAAACUACAACGCCGAGUGCCGUUCUAUUGUGAUGCGGUAUAGCGAGGAGUGGAGACACACUAUCGAGAGACUGGGCCGCUGGAUCGAUUUUGACAACGACUACAAGACAAUGGAUCCCACGUUCAUGGAGUCCGAGUGGUGGGUCUUCAAGCAGCUAUUCAACAAAGGCCAGGUCUACCAGGGAUACCGAGUUAUGCCAUAUUCAACAGCACUUACUACUGCUCUGAGCAAUUUUGAAGCGAACCAGAACUACCAAGACGUGACGGAUCCCGCUGUGGUGGUUUCCUUCCCUCUGCUCAGCGACCCCGAGACAAGCCUAUUGGCCUGGACAACUACGCCAUGGACAUUGCCGUCUAACCUCGCACUGGCAGUACAUCCCGAUUUUGAGUACAUCAAAAUCCACGACGAAAAGUCCGGAAAGAAGUACAUUCUCCUCGAGAAGCUUCUGGGGACUUUAUACAAAGAUCCCAAGAAGGCCAAGUUCGAGGUUCUUGAGAAGAUCAAGGGCAAGGAUAUGGCGGGCUGGCUGUACGAACCCCUCUUUCGGUAUUUCUACGAGGAGUUCAAGGAUGUUGCGUUCCGAGUUUUCACGGCGAAGUAUGUCACCGACGAGAGCGGCACCGGUAUCGUUCACCAAGCUCCGGCCUUUGGCGAGGACGAUUUUAACGUCGCAACCGAAAAUGGUGUCAUUACCGAGAAGCACGGACCCCCAGACCCUGUCGAUGAUUCGGGCCACUUCACUAGCAAGGUUUCCGACUUUGAGGGGAAGCAUGUCAAGGAAGCAGACAAGCAUAUCGUCAAGCACCUAAAGGCCACUGGGAGGCUCGUUGCCGAAUCGCAGUUUAGGCAUUCGUAUCCAAUGUGCUAUCGCUCGGACACCCCCCUCAUAUAUAAAGCCGUGCCAUCCUGGUUCGUGCGUAUUACAACUAUCAUCCCGCAAAUGCUUAGCAACAUUGAGGGAUCUCACUGGGUCCCCUCUUUUGUCAAAGACAAGCGGUUUGCUAGCUGGAUCACGAAUGCUCGCGAUUGGAACGUAUCCCGCAACCGGUAUUGGGGUACCCCUAUCCCACUUUGGGUGAGCGACGACUUGGAGGAGAAGGUAUGCAUCGGAAGCAUUGCAGAGCUGAAGGAACUCAGUGGGUACGAGGGCGAGAUCACCGACCUCCACCGCGACAAAAUCGACCAUAUCACGAUUCCCAGCAAGACGGGCAGAGGUGUCCUGAGGCGAAUUGAAGAGGUUUUUGACUGCUGGUUCGAGUCUGGAAGCAUGCCGUACGCCAGCCAGCACUAUCCGUUCGAGAAUGUUGAGAAGUUUGAGAAGUCCUUCCCGGGUGAUUUCAUUGCCGAGGGUCUCGACCAGACAAGAGGCUGGUUCUACACUCUUCUUGUUCUCGGAACGCACCUCUUUGGUGUUUCUCCCUUCAAAAAUUGUGUCGUCAACGGAAUUGUGCUGGCCGAAGACGGGAAAAAGAUGUCGAAGAGGCUCAAGAAUUACCCCGAUCCUGGAAUCGUCAUGGCUAAAUACGGCUCCGAUGCUCUUCGUCUCUACCUCAUCAACUCGCCGGUUGUCAGGGCAGAGCCGCUCCGCUUUAAAGAGGCUGGAGUCAAAGAAGUUGUGGCCAAGGUGCUGCUUCCUCUGUGGAACAGCUUCAAAUUCUUCGAAAUCCAAGUUGGCUUGAUCAAGAAAGUAGAGAACAUCGAUUACGUGUUCAACCCGGCGAUGGAGUCGGAGAACACCAAUGUGAUGGACAAAUGGAUCUUGGCCAGCUGCCAGAGCUUGCUUGAAUUUGUCAACGCAGAGAUGAAAGGUUACCGUCUGUAUACUGUCGUGCCCAAGUUGUUGGGGUUGAUUGACGAUACCACUAAUUGGUACAUUCGCUUCAACCGGAAGCGUCUCAAGGGCGAGAACGGAGUUGACGACACUCUCCAUGCGCUGAACACGCUCUUCGAGGUCUUGUAUACAAUGUGCCGGGCUCUGGCCCCCUUCACGCCCUUCUUGACGGAUACCAUCUAUCUCAAGCUCCUUCCUCAUAUCCCCAAGAAUCUUCAGGGCGCAGAUCCUCGAAGCGUUCACUUCUUGGCUUUCCCCGAGGUUCGGAAAGAGCUCUUCAACAAGGACAUUGAGCGGAGAGUGGAACGGAUGCAAAAGGUCAUUGAAUUGGCCAGAUACUCUCGCGAGAGACGGGCUAUUGGCUUGAAGCAGCCUCUCAAGACGCUCGUCGUCAUCCACCACAGCCAACAGUACCUGGAUGACAUCAAGUCACUCGAGGGUUACAUCACCGAAGAGCUCAAUGUCCGGGACUUAGUGUUGACAUCAGACGAAGCCGCGCACGAGGUUCAGUACAGCGUCACAGCGGACUGGCCCGUGCUCGGCAAGAAGCUGAAGAAAGACAUGAUCAGAGUCAAGAAGGCGCUGCCAAAUGUGACAAGCGAGCAGGCCCAUGCCUACGUGCUCGAGAAGAAGAUCACAGUCGAUGGCAUUGAGCUUCAGGAAGGAGACUUGGUGGUGAGGCGUGGCCUGAAAGAGGACGAUGCGUCCAAGAACCUGGAGACCAACACAGACAACGACGUUCUCACCAUUCUCGACGUGGAGGUUUACCCCGGUCUCGCCGAAGAGGGACUCGCCCGCGAAAUUAUCAACCGUGUGCAACGUCUCCGCAAGAAGGCCGGGCUUCUAACAACAGACGACAUCAAGAUGGAGUAUCGGGUAUUGUCAGACCCUGAAGACAUUGGAAUUGAGAGAGUGUUUGAGGGGCAUCAAGAAUAUAUCGCAAAGGCGUUGCGGAGACCCCUGGACAAGCAUGAGAUUACGCAUGUGGAGGGAAAGAUUCCGGAUGGGAAGGAGGAAGGCAUUAUUGCCGAGGAGGAGCAAGAGGUGCUGAAGGCCACGUUCCUGUUGAGACUACUCAACCUGUGA